Triticum dicoccoides is the source of this 573-nucleotide messenger RNA. RefSeq names its product hydrophobic protein OSR8-like. The record is from RefSeq and is a predicted model, not a curated record. Gene Ontology annotation, cellular component: membrane. The transcript is spliced from 2 exons. Bases 124 to 363 code for a protein of 79 amino acids. Lineage: Eukaryota; Viridiplantae; Streptophyta; Magnoliopsida; Poales; Poaceae.
CGCGCACGCAUCGUUGGUCCAGCUCCCCUCCCCUCCCCUCCCCUCCCGCAGCUCCGCCCCCGCCUCCGAGUCCGGCGACCGCGAGCAACCCACCCGGAGACAGCUGCGGGCGAGCGAACCGCGAUGGGGCUGUGCUCGUGCUGCUGCCGGUGCCUGGAGAUCAUGUGCGCCAUCCUCCUCCCGCCCCUCGGCGUCUGCCUCCGCCACGGCUGCUGCUCCAUGGAGUUCUGGAUCAGCGUGCUGCUCACCAUCCUCGGCUACCUGCCGGGCGUCCUCUACGCCGCCUACGUCAUCUGCUCCGUCGACCCCGACCGCGUCCGCCGCCGCGGCGACAGCGACGACGACUACAUCUACGUCGCCUGAGCAGCAACCAGCCGCCGCUCCUCCCAUCCUGUGGGAUUAGGUUAGUGGAAUGAACCAGUCCUGUUCCUGCCCCCUGUAUAUGUACACUUCGGGUGACAGGUUAUAUACCUGAAAUUGGAUCCAGAUUUGCUGGUACCGUUUAAUGCAGUUACUGCUUACUUGCCUGGUUCAGUUGUGGUUGCUGGUUUAUGAGUAUUUCAUCUGGGUUCA